This is a messenger RNA of Parastagonospora nodorum SN15, 1374 nucleotides long. RefSeq lists its product as hypothetical. The transcript is spliced from 3 exons. Lineage: Eukaryota; Fungi; Ascomycota; Dothideomycetes; Pleosporales; Phaeosphaeriaceae. The record is from RefSeq and is a predicted model, not a curated record. Bases 1 to 1374 code for a protein of 457 amino acids.
AUGGACUCGUCUUCGUCAGGUGUACCUUUGUCGCCAGGUUCUCCAGGCGAAGCACCUCCAUCUCCAGCGUCUCUGGAUUCUCCACACACAGAGAGCGGUCCUUCGUCAGAUCCUCAGAUCCCAGAUCCCACGCCAUCGCUAGGCUCUCCAUCUCCAGCUCAGUCUGUCAGUAAGCGAAGGUCCAGGAAGCGGACAAAACCAAAGACCCCUAAGAAGCCAGCUUCGGAGACGCAAUACACCAUCAAGGGUAUUGUCGGAGAACGCUUGUGGCUUAAAGAAAACCAAGAAGAAGUCAUGACGUCUAACUUGAUUGGGAUUGUCAAGAUUACCUUCAACAACGCCCCAGAGCAAGACCGACAGACCAGGAAGUCCGAGAUAGUUCCUCCGGACUUCCGACGCACCUCUUACGAGACUUCGAUCACUCUGAGUUCCAACACAUCGAAGGCUACACACGCGAAACACCGCGACAGGAAGGAUCUCAGACUCGAGGCUCAUAAUGCUUUUCAGGCAAUCUGCGUGUGGGAUUUGAUGAAGGACCUCAACCGAGAGCGCAUAGAGCGUCAACUCAUCUGGAACAAGAAAGAGGAUCCAAGUUCUUACAUCUCUACCUUCGACAGUCUUGAUGCUGCGCUCCGUCGCGCGAGAUUUCAUUAUGACGAGAGCAAGCGUAUCGGGCAGCGUGUCUUCAUUAGCACGAUCAACAACGUUGGUCUAGUGGCAGCGACUGUGUCAGCGAGGUGCAAGACUAUCGUGACAAUCACCACCAAGAUGGGAAGAUCCAUACCAGAUGUGGUGAAGAGUUCAGACCACUACUUCGACGUCGACAUCCCAGUCUGGAUUCGUGACUCCAGAAAGCCCGCAGAUCGCUCGGACCUCACAGUCGAACAAUUCGAGGAGUUGGGAGUUGACAUGUGGAUCUCGAUCACUGAGCUUCGACGAUCCAACCUUUCAAAUGGUCCGAAGAGCAGGAUCUGUACCACCCGUGACUAUAUUUGCGCGAAGGGCCAUGACUAUGAAUGGCUGUCCUGCGGUCCCAUCGCCAAGUCUCUGAUCAUGGACAUCGUGCCUUUCGACGGCAAGGUUCUCCAUAAGCGGCAAACCACCAAGAUCAUCCGAAGCCUCGAUAGCACUGAGCCCUGGAUCUGGAGCUGGAACGAGAAGAGAUGGGUUCUGGACGCCGCUCUGACCGCCAUCGCCGAAUUCCGUGAUAUGGAAGCCCAUCAAGCGCGCGAGGCACUCAAGCGCAAAGCAGACGGACUUUCCCAUGAAGGUGAAGAACAGCCAGUGAAGCGCAUGAAGCUGAUUGAGCUCACACUUGUCCGCCCCUACAUGAACUUCUCAACCCGUCGACAGAGUGUGAUCAUGGCUCAUUGA